Molecule: messenger RNA, 1533 nt
Organism: Aspergillus alliaceus
Lineage: Eukaryota; Fungi; Ascomycota; Eurotiomycetes; Eurotiales; Aspergillaceae
Product: cytochrome P450
Exons: 5
Coding region: 1-1533 (510 amino acids)
Molecular function (GO): monooxygenase activity; iron ion binding; oxidoreductase activity, acting on paired donors, with incorporation or reduction of molecular oxygen
Source: RefSeq, a predicted model, not a curated record
AUGACAAUAACGCCCUGGUGCAAGGUUCUCUGUCGGAUCAUUUAUCAAGCAUGGUUUCAUCCCCUAGCCAAGUACCCAGGCCCCGUGCUAGCCAAAUUCACCAACCUCUACGGCGCAUACCAUGCGUGGCGAGGCGAUAUUCAUCGCGACAUGCACCGCUGUCACCAGAAAUACGGAGACCACGUCCGUUACGCACCCAACCGCGUGUUGAUUAACACAACAGCAGCUCUUCGCGACAUUUAUGGCCAUGGCGCACACCUGCGCAAAUAUGCGGGCUAUCAGGUUUUAUCCUCGAGGGCGGCCAAUACGCUCACUAUGUCCGACAAGGUGCAACACGCCCACCGCAGAAGAAUCAUCGGCCAGGCCUUCUCGGAGAACAGCUUGCGGAAGCUGGAACCGGCGAUCCAGGCGAGGAUUAAUCGAUUUUGUCAUCUGUUGCGCCGCCAGAUCCCCCAACAAUCACAGUUGGCGGAUGAGUGGACACCUCCGUUUGAUAUGGCGCAUUCAUGCAAGUUGGCCAUUACCAACCUCGCGUUUGACCUCAUGACGGCGGUGUCCUUCGGGGCAGAAUAUCGGACCAUGGAAGAACCACGAUUCCGCUACGUGGUGGACGCCAUUGAGAAGUCGAACGUGCGGCUGGGCGUGCUCAUGCAGGCAUCCGAACUAGCCACUGGAGGCCUGGACCGGAAGCUGUUUCCAUCCGCCGCACAGGCUGGGGCACGGUUUGUCAAAUUUUUGCGCCAGCUCUUAAAGAAGCGGUUUCAACAGGCGCCGACGGAGAGUGUGAUUGACAUAUUCUCAUUUCUGCAACAGUGCAAGGAUCCCGACACCGGCGAAGGACUCAGCUCCAUGCAGAUCAGCACCGAAACGGCAACCUUCAUUGUGGCCGGAUCCGACACGUCAUCCACUACGAUGGCGGCUCUAUCGCAUUAUCUGACCUGGUCACCACGAUGCUAUAAGCGCGCGGUGGGCGAGGUCCGUACAACAUUUAGCUCCGCGGACGAGAUCGUGUUUGGGGCUAAACUCAACUCCUGCAUCUUCCUUCGAGCCUGUCUGGAUGAAGCGCUGCGCAUCACCCCUCCCGGUGGGGGACCUCUAUGGCGCGUGGUCGAGCCGGGCGGAACCCAAAUUGACGGCGAAUAUGUGCCUGCUGGCUCUGAGGUUGGCGCCGGCAUUUACGCCAUGCACCAUAACCCACGAAACUGGCCGGACCCUGGGAACUACAUGCCCGAGCGCUGGCUGGAGAACAGGGGCAAUGAUACACACGAAACCUCGGAGAAGAAGAAGAAGCACGUGCGCCAGCCAUACUUCCCCUUCAAUAUCGGACCGCGGAGUUGCGUCGGAAAGCCUCUUGCCCUUGCCCAGGUCAUGUUGACAUUUGCCCAUCUCCUUUGGGCGUUCGAUAUUCGCCGGGCAGACGCUGACGAGGGGUGGCUGGAGACGGAGGAUACCGAGCCCCCGGAGUACAUGCUGCAGGAUCAUGUUACAGGUCAGAAGGAGGGCCCCUUCUUGCAGUUUCGAACUCGCGUUUGA